Molecule: messenger RNA, 6058 nt
Organism: Pogonomyrmex barbatus (red harvester ant)
Lineage: Eukaryota; Metazoa; Arthropoda; Insecta; Hymenoptera; Formicidae
Gene: Toll-6
Product: Toll-like receptor 6
Biological process (GO): signal transduction
Cellular component (GO): plasma membrane
Molecular function (GO): protein binding
Source: RefSeq, a predicted model, not a curated record
CGUCAGUCGUACGGUUGCCGUCGUACCGAGCGGUUCCCGCCGUCGUACGGAGACGAUCUCCGCUCCGAUCUCCGCCUGUGUCUGUCUGCCCUCCGUCGUCGUCGUCGUCGUCGUCGUCGUCGUCAUCGUCGUCGUUUUAUCGCCGCGGAUCUCUAGAUUGGCUAGAGAAUCAUCCUUUUCUGUUAUCGUUAUCCUUUUCGUCCCAUAAUCAACGCGCAGCGAUUUUCGUUCUUCUAGGAGCUUGAAAUCUGAUUAAUUUUUCAAUGAACUCUUAUCAAGAAUUGGAGCGCGUUCGCUCGACAUCGAGGAAGUAGUGUGAUGCGCGGGAUUUUGUAAUGGCACAUCUCGGGACGCGGUUCGAGGAGUUUGCACAAGACGACAAUGACGCGCGGAUAACAGGGCACGUCCCCCUCGUCGGAAUGCGGGAUGUCGUAGCGAGACGUGACAUUAGUUUGUCAGCGAAUCACCGAAAGCGGAUAACAUUCUGAUACAGGAUUGAUGCCUGUUAAGCGAUUUUGACGUGACGUGAUUCGGUAAUCAUUGUCGAUCGUCCUAAAGAACUAAGUCGGAAUCAAAUACGGAAUUUGGAGAGAGAGAGAAAGAGAGAGCGCGACCGCGAACGAUAGAAUAUAGUUUACCUUCGUCCGUAAGGAAACGUACCAAUUAUAUGAAGUAACUUCGCUGCGCCGAAAAAAAUCAUUCGACGCUUUUAAAUCAAGUGAUCUCGUAGUGUAAACAAUCUCAGAUAUAAGUUAAAGCUGCGUGAUAAUAAUUGCGAUUUCGAGAUUCUACUUACGAUCUGUCGACCGUCGUACGAUCUAACAGUGAGCGUUUGAUGUCAGUCCGUAAACGCUCACCGCUAAUCGAUUCGGAGUGAAUCUUGUACCUGCAACGGAGCGGUUUUCACAGUGACACAUCUCAAUCGAACUCUCGAGUUGUCGCGUAAAUAGACACACGCAACGCGGUGGAUAAUAACCGGUAACGCGUGACGCGGUCGCGUGUGAUGAUCAGAAGACAGAGAACCGGUACCAAACGCAGGCAACGAGUUCACUAAAGAUGCGUGGGCUCGUCGGUCGGCACGAAGGUCCCGGGAGAAGAUCGUUGUCGCUGUCGUUGGCUUAUUACUGUCUGCUCGUACCAGUAUACCACGUGCUCGCCGUGACCAGCGAGCUACCGCCGAAGCUCGAGCUACCCGACUAUUGUUCGUGGGAUUCACGCCAGGAUGGCGCGCUCACUUGCGUACAUCGUUACGCGGGCAACGACUCGCUCAGGACGAACUUUUCUCAGGCCACGAGCGAGUACGUGACCUCUAUGAACAUCGUUUGCGAGGACUCCGAUCUGGAAGACGACAAUGGCGUACUCAGCGUAGACAGUUUCCUUCACUUAUGGCGGCUGCGAUCGUUGAAGUUGACCGGAUGCAAGCUGGUUCACUGGCCGGCCAAGUUACUCAGCGGUCUGCGUGAUCUCCGUAAUCUAACCGUUAGAACGCUAAACGAACGCAAGACCAAGUACAGUCUGGAGCUGGAAAGCGGCGCUUUCGACAAUACGCCGCAAAUCGAGAAACUCGACCUGUCGUGGAAUAAUAUCUGGCAGAUACCGGAUCGCCUGUUUUGCUCCUUAUCAAACUUGGUAACUCUAAACAUCUCGUGGAACUCGCUGAAGGACAUUACGGAACUCGGAUUUCAAGAUGUCAGCGAAGAAAAAAUAUCCGAGAAGCAUCCGAGACGUCAAUUGGAAUCAACACCGGCUCCACUCCCGUGUUCCCUGGAUGUGCAAUCAUUGGACGUGUCGAACAAUCAAAUCUCCGUGUUGCCAAUGAACGGAUUCUCAUCGUUGAAACGUCUUCGAGUAUUGAAUUUGUCCAGUAACGCUAUCUCCAUGGUAGCCGACGAUGCUCUACACGGACUUAGAUCCCUCGAGAGCCUCGAUCUGUCUGGAAACAAAAUCGUUGCUUUGCCGAUGGCGCUGUUUCGAGACGCGACAAAGUCACUGAAGGAGCUGCGAUUGCAAAACAACUCCAUCAGAGCGCUGGCUGGUUUGGUGGCUGAUAUGAAUCAACUGGUCGCUCUCGAUCUGUCACGAAACGUCCUGACCAGUUCGUGGUUGGAUUCGGGAACAUUCUCUGGACUGAUACGCCUCGUACUCCUGAACCUGUCUCACAAUCGGAUCAGCAAGCUGGAUCCAGCGAUCUUCAAAGAUCUUUACACUUUGCAGAUUUUAAAUCUCCAAUUUAACGAGAUAGACAUGAUACCAGCGGACACCUUCUCGCCGAUGAGCAAUCUACAUACUCUCGAAUUAGCUCAUAAUCGUUUGACUUAUCUUGACGCUUACUCUCUAAACGGAUUAUUCGCGCUCUCGCUGCUGGCCUUGGAUUCCAACUUGCUCGAGGGAAUUCAUCCGGACGCCUUUCGGAACUGCUCGAGCAUGCAAGAUUUAAACCUGUCCGGCAACAAUCUUGAGAGUAUACCAGUGGCGCUAAAAGACAUGAGGAUAUUGCGGACCCUCGAUCUGGGCGAGAACCAGAUCAGAAGCCUGAAUAAGCCCGGUUUCCGAGGAAUGUCAAGCCUGUACGGUUUAAGAAUGAUCGGCAAUGAGAUCACUAAUGUCACGCAGGAGGAUCUCGUGGAAUUGCCGGCGUUGCAGAUCUUAAAUCUGGCCAGGAACAGAAUCGUAUUCGUGGAGGAUGGUGCUUUCGCCGCCAAUCCGGCGCUUCAAGCGAUUCGACUGGACUCAAAUUUAUUGGACGACAUGUCCGGCAUCUUCGCAAGUGCGCCCGGUCUUCUGUGGCUGAACAUAUCUGACAACAUGAUCACGCAGUUUGAUUACAGCUACCUCCCUGAGAAAUUACAGUGGAUGGAUCUACAUAAAAAUUUUAUUACGGAUCUUGGCGUCGCGCCACGGAAUAUGAGAUUGCAGACACUUGAUGUGUCAUUUAACAGACUAACGAGGAUACACUCCCGAUCGAUUCCGGAUUCCAUCGAGCUACUGUUCGUCAAUGAUAACCAGAUAUCAUCCGUGGAGCCGCAGACAUUUUCCGUGAAGACGAAUCUCACCCGAGUGGAUCUCUACGCGAAUCUGAUCGUCAAGAUGAACCUCUCGGCGUUCCAGCUUACUCAGGUGCCAUCUAACAGACAACUUCCGGAAUUCUACAUCGGCGGAAAUCCCUUUAUAUGCGACUGCACCACGGAGUGGUUACAGAGGAUCAAUUCGCUUACGCUGAGACAGCAUCCGAGGGUGAUGGAUCUCGAGUCCGUUUACUGUAGGUUACCUUACGACCGUCACAAGUCGUUCAUACCACUAUUGGAGGCCAAAUCUUCGCAAUUCUUGUGUACUUACAAGACGCAUUGUUUCGCUCUUUGCCACUGCUGUGAUUUCGAUGCCUGCGAUUGCGAGAUGACGUGCCCAACAAAUUGCACGUGUUAUCACGAUCAGUCCUGGUCGGCGAAUGUCGUUGACUGUUCCAGCUCUGGCUACAAAAUCCUGCCGGGUCGAUUGCCAAUGGACGCGACAGAGGUUUAUCUCGACGGGAACAAUUUCGGAGAAUUGAAUUCCCAUUCGUUUAUCGGACGGAAGAAUUUACAAAUUCUUUAUGCGAACGACAGCAACAUUAUCGCGAUCCGCAAUCAUACUUUCAGCGGUCUGAAGCGGCUGGUCGUGCUUCAUCUGGAAAACAACAAGAUAAGCGUGCUCAAUGGAGUGGAGUUAGUGCCGUUGGAAAAUCUGAAGGAGCUCUAUCUGCAGAAUAAUCUGUUAACAUACAUCGAUAACGGUACAUUCUUGCCGCUACGUCAGCUGGAAGUUUUGCGUUUGGAGAACAAUCGGCUUGGCACUUUCGCGCUCUGGCAACUAGGUCAAAAUCCAUACCUAGUCGACAUCGGUCUGUCCAGUAAUCCGUGGAACUGCGAAUGUUCAUAUCUGGAUCGCGUGCGGGAGUGGAUGUCCCGUAACCGGGCGAAGAUCAACGACUGGCAUAGCGUCACCUGUUCUCUCGGCGUGCCCAUAACUCUUCCGGCGAAUGGAUCGGUCAUGAAUUGCGCGGCAUUAAGGGGCGCAACUUCCGUCGUCGAGACACAUCCGCUGGAGGCUUAUCUCCCGCUGUUGCUCACCACUGUCGUGCUGAUUUUCGCGGCGGUGGCGUUCGUGUGCGGCGCAAUCAGACAUCGUCGUACCUUGAGGACUUGGGCCGCGAGCAGAUGCGGUCUGCGGGCGUGCUACAAGACCGCAGCCUUCGAAGAUCAGGAGAAACCGUUCGACGCCUAUAUCUCCUAUUCUGCGGUCGACGAGGCCUUCGUCUCGACAAUUCUUGUGCCAGGUCUUGAGACCUCGUAUAGGCUGUGCUUGCAUUAUCGAGAUCUCGGCGCUGGUAGCAACGUCGCCGACGCUGUAGCCGAAGCGGCUGACUCUUCGAGGCGCACCAUUCUCGUAUUGUCGAAGAACUUUCUGCACGGCGAAUGGUCCAGGUUUGAAUUCAAGGCGGCUCUGAGGGACGCUCUCAAGGGAAAGGGUCGCUCGGUGAUUUUGCUUCUGGUGGGCGGUGUGUGCCCGCGGGAUCUCGACGCCGAUCUUAAAAAAAGAAUUUCGUCGCACACCGUGCUGGUAUGGGGGGACAAGUUGUUCUGGCAGAAGCUGAGGUUUGCCAUGCCGGAUGUAUCCCCCGUUCCCGUUUUAGAGAGACCCCUGCCUCUGCCGCCACCACCGCCACCUCCAGUGCAUCAUCAAUGGACGUAGAGCUGCCGUUAUUUAGAUGUGAACUGUUUCCAAAAGCAUUAUUGAAUCGCAUUACGCAAGGAAUAAUCGGAAACAGCAGUGAGGAAGGACUCCUGACUGCCGACUUUUCUCUCUACUUAUUAUCAGAAGCAUUUCUUACUAUUGCAAUGUAACCCGUAACACGGUGUCCGAAUAAAUAAGCGGUUAUUCGUAUUUUUGAAAAUCGUGAUAGCUUCGUAGUGAGCAAAUGUAAUUAGCGCGAGAGAAAAAAAAAAAGAAUUGGAGCAUACUACCUGUAACUCGUAUUGCAACGAAGUAACGUUUUUUCCUCUUUCUACUCGAUGAUAGUUUAAUCGACGAUUUAAUCGAUUUAUUAAAAUUCUUCGGUAAUUUGUUUAGUCGAAAGCGGAGAUUGAUGUACAUAGCGAGAGAGUUUUGUAUAUUUGUAAAAUAGAUAGGGCAUUUUAUUAUAUAAAUAUAUAUAUAUAUAUAUAUAAAUACAUAAACAAUAAAGUUAUUUAUAUAUAUUUUAAUCACAAAAGGUAAGAGUACUUCUUUUUCUCAUCCUGGCACACUUGCGCGAUUCGCUUUGCCGUCGUCACCGUCCGCGUCUUGUGAUUGUUUCCGUUUAAGCGGCGGGGCGGACGGACCGACUGGUAGAUUGCGACGCUUAAUCUAAAAUUCUAUCAGCCGUUCUGUGUAUAAUGUAUAUCCAUUUGUACAAAGUUGCGUGAAAGCAUUAAUAUCAUUAACGCCCCGGCAAACGGCCGAUCCGUUUGUUUAAACGGGCGGCCCCUCCGCCCCGCCCCGUCCCCCACCGCCUCCCUCGCCGCGAAGGGCAACGGCAAGUCGUCGACAAGUCCGGCGAAGUCGGCGCCAAAAGCAUUAAAUAUUAUCACAUCUGGCAUUACAUUUGCCGCCGCGCUGCCAUGGCGCGCGUCGAUGAUUAAUAGGCGUACUCCGCGUAGCGUGACGUCGAAUAAUAUGUGCGCAUUGUAAUAAUAAUAACUCAGUACGAGAGGCAUAAAUUCGCGGAUGGGUUAAUUAGUACAAAUUACUGCGGUAUCAAUUCUCGCCUGCUGCUGUUCUGCAAGCGGUUCUCCGGCGCGCAGCGUGGUCGCGCGGACCGGUGAAUUAAUUCCGUUAAGUCAUGUCUUGCGACGCGAGAAUGUAGAGUAAUUUCAUCGAAUGAAAUCGAGACUAUGUGUAAAUAUUAGUCCUCUGUUGUAUCGAUGUAUCAUAAUUGUAUUAAAAGCUAAUGUUCCCCUUGUAAAUGUUGCUCCCCGCCGGGGCGGCAGCAAUUAACGGAGAUUACUUGCGUUUCGCAAUAAAAAAAAAAGGCUGAAGUGAA